UCCCAGUUUCAAGUGCCGAGUUUCAGUUGCUUCGACAGCGCAUUUAGGAAGAGAUUCAAACCUCCCGAACGGACUACUCCCAACAUUCAGUAGCUAUUCACAUCGCACCGUGAACGAACCUUGCCAGGAAGCCAGGAUGUGGUGCAUACGCUCGAUCAACCUACUGCUGGUCGCUGUAACGUUGCUCAUUCCAACGACGUACGGUUUGCAGUGCUACAGCUGCAGCACCGACGGUAGUGAUCUAAAUUGCGAUGACAUCAGCGUGUUGGAGACCAUCACUUGUCAGGCGUUCAGCACUAACCAUCCGGUACAACCUGUCUGCGGGUACAAACGACUCGUAGAAAGCUCCAACACGUCCUCGGAGCGAAUCUGGCGUGGUUGUGCCAUCGGAGGAGAGUGCGCUCUGCUAUCCCGACAGGGCAACGAGGCGUUUAAUUCACUGUACCAAAUGGCCGCUUGCGAGGAAUGCAACGAGAAUGAUUGCAACGGCCAGCGUAGUACCGGGCUGAGGGCAUCCAUCGAUGGGGUAACGUGGUGGUGUACAGUUGGGUUAGUUGUGGCAUUACUGUCGAAAACAGGAUAAUCACUUCAGGGUAAAUAAAUCAGAAUACUGUGAGCAAUCGAGUUAGAUAUGAUCCGAUCCUAAGUCGGAGAG
Molecule: messenger RNA, 655 nt
Organism: Anopheles nili
Lineage: Eukaryota; Metazoa; Arthropoda; Insecta; Diptera; Culicidae
Exons: 1
Coding region: 137-583 (148 amino acids)
Source: RefSeq, a predicted model, not a curated record